This is a messenger RNA of Branchiostoma floridae (Florida lancelet), 3084 nucleotides long. Its product is annotated as T-box-containing protein TBX6L-like. Gene Ontology annotation, biological process: regulation of transcription by RNA polymerase II; positive regulation of DNA-templated transcription; cell fate specification. Lineage: Eukaryota; Metazoa; Chordata; Leptocardii; Amphioxiformes; Branchiostomatidae. Gene Ontology annotation, cellular component: nucleus. Gene Ontology annotation, molecular function: RNA polymerase II cis-regulatory region sequence-specific DNA binding; DNA-binding transcription factor activity, RNA polymerase II-specific. Bases 87 to 1892 code for a protein of 601 amino acids. The record is from RefSeq and is a predicted model, not a curated record. The transcript has 8 exons.
AGGCCUGCUCGGUGGAGAGGAGGUUAGUAGUAGCGCUUCAGGACGAGAGAGCGGUCAGUCUGUUAGACAGAAGAACAGCUCCGAAAAUGAUGUACGAAUCAGAGGACGUUUUGACACAGAGAGCCCGGGCCUUCUCCAUCAACAACAUGCUGACCGGGUCCCCGCACGCGUUCCCGUUCCCGGGCUUCCCUAUGGCACAGGCCGCGCCCGCCCCGCCGCCAGACCCGUGCGCCUUCUCAGACCGUUUUGCGACGGACUUCCACAUGACAGCGGACCACAAGACGCAGCGCCUCGGGCUGGGACACCUCCCCGCCCCGCAGAACUUUCCUCCACCCUCCGCUCUCAAGGACAUGAAGGUCACCCUCGAACAGAAGGACCUCUGGGACAGUUUCCACGACAUCGGCACAGAAAUGAUCAUCACAAAAGCCGGGAGACGGAUGUUCCCCACCUACAAGGCCUCCAUCUCCGGUCUGGACCCGAACGCCAAGUACAUUCUUCUGAUGGACAUCGUACCCAUGGACGACAACCGCUACAAGUACCACAACUCCGAGUGGGUGGUGAGCGGGAAAGCCGAGCCCCUAAUGCCGGGCAGACUGUACAUCCACCCGGACAGCCCCGCCACAGGCACGCAGUGGAUGAAACAGAGCGUCACCUUCCACAAGCUCAAACUCACCAACAACGCCAUGGACCAGCAGGGACAUAUCAUCCUGAACUCCAUGCACAAGUACCAGCCCCGCCUGCACAUCGUCCAGGCGAACGAUGUCUACAGUCUGCGCUGGAACUCCUUCAGCACGUUCGCCUUCCCAGAGACCAGCUUCAUCGCUGUUACAGCCUACCAGAACGAGAAGAUAACUCAGUUGAAGAUCGACAACAACCCAUUCGCCAAGGGAUUCCGUGACAACGGCGGCAACCGAAGCAGGGAGCGCGCCAUCGUGAGCACCAAGCGGAGCGCGGACGCAGCAGGGGAGCCGGGUGACUCAGUUAGCAACAAGCGGCCGUGUACCGGAGAACAAACCGAGCGGAACAACAGACCUCCGAGCUGCGACUGCAGCGGCGUCGGGGAGGAGAGCGACGUGCCCCGAGGACCGGCCCAGUACAACCCGCCCGCCCAGGCCGACGACCUCAACCCGUGCGGCAACCCCCUCACCAUCGUCACCGACGACAUCGCCACUGACUUCGCCAAGGAGAGAUCCCCGGGCGUUCCACACGCUCUCGGCGGACAGGGAAGCGCCGCGCUCCCGACGAGAGACCAGGCGGCUCUCGGUAGUUGUCAGGGCGAGGACAUGAGAUGUCAGACGCGCACAGCCUGUGCACAAGACCCGCGCGACCUUCUCGCCUCCCCAGACAGCGCCGACUAUCACCAGCAGUACCAUCCCGGCGGCUACAGCGGUCAGGCCGCGGGGGACCCGACCGACACCACCGGCGUGCCGCUCGGCUACGGUACGGGCCCGUCCUUCCAAGAACUGUCCGUGCAAACAGACCUGGGUACCGCAGCCGACAUGGCCUCCGCGUGCAAAAACGACGCCGUCGGACUCAACGCUCCCGGGACGGCCGUCCUGCCGUCCUACCCCGCCGUCAGCUCCUUCCACACCGGUCUGCCCGUGUCCAACCCGCCCCUGUACGCCAGCGGCGGCACUCCGCCACAGAGGUCGUACGACGUGUACCCGACAGGUCUGUUCGCCGCCCCGACAGCGUACGAACCGCUGGACUACGCCACCACGUGUAAGAUGGCCGGGUUCUCGCGGAUGCAGAUGAGUGUAGCUCCCGCGCCGCAUCUCAGCCACUUCCCCACGUCCUCUGCCACCUCCAUGCCCGUCAACUUCCACGGCAUGUUCAACACGCACCCCAUGCCGGCGGCUUACCCUGGACACGCGGGCAAGUUUGCGGCUUAGACUUAAGGACGUUCUUACAAACAAAUUCUAGAAGAAGCCAUCAAUAUGCUAGUAUCAGUGUAGGUGCAGCUUACUCCAGUAUCACAUUUUAGUCCAGUACGCAACCAAAGGUCAAAACUUCUAUAGAAAGCUGUAUUUUAUCUAGACCAGAACUUUUGUGAAAGGAGUUACGUAUUGUCAUCAACGUUGUGACAGUUAAAUUUUAAGUUAUCAGUUCAGACAGUAUAAGUACCGCCAAAACCUACCUGUAAUUUACAAUGCCUUCUCUGCCUUUUUAUUUUGAAAAUAUCUGGAAGAAUAGACCCUCACUAAUGUAAUGUGUUACAACCUGAAAAAGUAGUUAUAUAUAGUAGUUUUGUACAUGUAAGUUAUUGGACUCCACAUGGUGUUAUUAUCCAUAUUAUGCAGGUCAAGUGACAAGCGUUUUCAAUCAUUGUGUCAACUGGAAUGUUGUAAACCCGUGUCAACAUCUGACAAACAAACUACAUCGUAUAGAUAGAAACUCUAUCUUGUGUUUGUAUAAAAUGUGACAACACUGCAUAAUCUCAGAAACAAAGAAGGUAAAAUAUGUAUUUAACAAGACGAGUUUCUGUUACAUGUAGUUAGAAACAGUAAGCAAGAAAAAUGUACAUAUAUGUUUGUUCCAAAAGCCCGAAGGCUUGACGUGUUUUGACCACUUAGCUGAGACCCGCUGAGAAAGAAGGCCGCCGGUCUGACAGUUAAAGUGUCUGAUAGUUGAAAAUCUACCUCGUAAAUUAUGUUGCGUUUGAGUGGGUAGAACUUACCUGUAUACAAAAGUGUGUCUGUAACUGUUAUAUAUGAUGUGUAUCGUUCUGCCGAAGACUUCUGUAUAUAUUGAAGAGAAAGAUAUUGGAGAUAUGUAUUACGUGUAUGACUAUGAACGCUUUCGUGAGCGCUUCUUUAUGUUUGUUUAUUUUUUGUUCUUUUUGAGACUUUCUUUGCACUGGAAGAAUUACUCAGGUGAAGGAUAUGCACAACAUCCAUUAGAAUAGUAUUUUAUUUAUGUCUUUCUUCAUUGAAUAUUCUAAGAGAGGCGUCGCAUUGUACAGGGAUUGUUGUGUUGUCUCUUUUGACCAUGUACUUUGCGAUGUAUUUAUAUUUAUUUUUGUACAAGUUUGUUGUAUCUUUGCCUUUGAUGAUGACAAUACAUGCUAUUGUGGUGAGAAAAAUA